Misgurnus anguillicaudatus (oriental weatherfish) is the source of this 5392-nucleotide messenger RNA. RefSeq names its product SLX4 structure-specific endonuclease subunit homolog (S. cerevisiae) (gene slx4). Gene Ontology annotation, molecular function: protein binding. NCBI's taxonomy places the organism in Eukaryota, Metazoa, Chordata, Actinopteri, Cypriniformes, Cobitidae. Gene Ontology annotation, cellular component: nucleus; Slx1-Slx4 complex. The record is from RefSeq and is a predicted model, not a curated record. Gene Ontology annotation, biological process: DNA replication; DNA repair; resolution of meiotic recombination intermediates.
CGUCACCGGAAGUAGACGACGGCGGUUGUGAGACGCUGUUUUGAACAACAUUGAGCGUUCGCUGCGGGAAAUUUAAGAUAAGAUCGCAUUUUUUAAGUUUAAAACACCAGUUUUAGCAUUAUGAAUUACAGAAAACGAGCUGCGUCGUACCCACGAGUUGUUAUAAAAACGAAUCGCAAUAUGAAUAUAAUGUAAACUGAUUAGCUAAUCGCCUUCAAGUGUAAACAACGUACGCAAAUCAGGCGACACAUAUUUCUGAAUGAUAGAUCAUGUUUAUAAUUGAUUUAUCAUGGACGACUCAGAUCAGGAUUUCACCGACCUCUGCUCUCGUCUCCUGAAACGAGUGAGAAGGAAAGGAGCAGGAGAUGAGAAGAAGCCAGCAUCCAGGGAUGAAGAGGCAUCCUCCUCCUCUCCAUGCAAAAAUCCCCCUAAGAGGAGAAAAAAGACUAUUAAGGGAAUUAAAACUGAAAUCAAGAGUAACACGACUCAGGUGGGUGAUAUUUCACAGCCCGCCCUUGUUGUACCAGGAACAGUAAAGGCGAAAGAUGCAGUGCUCCAGAGGAUGCAACAGUUUAAGAGAGCCAGUCCAGAGAAACUCCUGCAUGUGGACACCAACCAGCCCAUAACUACAGAACCUGAUGGAAACCUCCAGCACACAGAUGAUGUGAGCAGCGAUGAAGCUCUGGCUCUUCAGCUUCAGCAGGAGUUGGAUCGUGAGUCUCAAGCUGAUGAAGAUGGAGGCUUGUUCUUCUGCCAGCUUUGUCAGAAGGAUCUGACAGCCAUGAGUCCCCAGCUACGCACUCAACACAUUAACAGAUGUCUGGAUGCGGUUGAGGUCAGCGCUCCUUCUGCAUCCCAUCCUUCUCAUCCCCGACCGCAUGUCCCAGCAUGCCCCAUUUGUGGAAAGUGUUUUAAAUCUGAGAAGAGUCGGUCUGUUCAUCUAAAGCGAUGCUCGAGUGAUUUGGGUGUGUCGCCUAAUGAUCUGCUCCAGGCUUUGAGGAGGCAGGCUACAGAGACCGUGAGUGACGGCACCACUGACCACUCCCGACAAGUUUGUGUCACAAAGAGGAGGAACGGUGUGCCCACAAAAAAGAAAUCUAAAAGGAAAGGCCAGCAGAUAGACGAGGACACCAUGGUGGCGAUGGCUCUGUCUCGCUCUCUACUUGAGCAGGAGAGAGAAAAGCAGCGAGAGAUGGAGGAGGAGAGAGAGAUACAGGCUCAACUAUCAAGUCCUCCUCCAAAGGUGGCUCCUUUGCUACAGUGGAGACCGGCAGCCGGAAAGGGACGUGGAAAGAGAAGAAAGGGUGCGUUUCCGGCACAGCCACCCCUGCUUCUCAUACAGGACCCUCAGACAGCCCUGAACCGUCUACAGGAGCGCGUCUCCUCUCUUCUGCUCACUUCGAGACCUCCCUCUCCGCCAACACCCACCUUAUCCCCAUCCGCCCUCCCUGUCAGUUCUCACGCUCCCCUUUGGCUCAAAAGCACACUGCACGGUGGAGGACCAGACUCGGGUUUAGAGUUUUACACUUCUGAACUCAGCAACUUUAUACAGCCAUUAAUCGCACCGGAGAGGGAAAAGCUAAAGUCUGUUGAAGUCACUCCAGUAAAGGAACUUCCAUCAUCAUCCUUAGAAACCGGACAGAAAAAGUGUACGGGUCAGAGCCCGGCGCAGCACCGGUCAGCUCCGUCUCCUUUCACGACAAGUUCGGGUACACCAGGCACCCAAGCCCUGCAGGACCUGAUGGAGCUGGCGGAGGAGGGCAUGACACUCACCCAGUAUGGAUACACCGUGCACACAGCCGCAGAUAAGGAGGAUCCGGCGAAUGAACUUCCUUCAAGCGGUUUUGUUCCAGAGACAAAUCACAUCAAGACCACCUCAGUGUCUGUUUCAAAGCUCGCAUCAGAUCUGAGCAGUAUGGUGAACAACCCGCAGCUGAGCGAUGUACAGUUACAGGUGGACAGUGGAGAUGUCUUCUUCACUCACUCCUUUAUGCUGUACACACGAUGCCCCCUGCUGGCCAAUAUGGUUCAUGACUCUGGUUUUGGAGUUGAGGAGGAGGGUAUGCCUGCUGCUCAGAGGGUGUUGUUGGGUGACGUACCCGGCGCGGCAGUGUUGGCCCUCUUGCAAUACCUUUACACUGCUCACUGUCCUCUCACAUACACACUGCUGCCACAUGUACAACAGUUUGCUAAUAGGUUUUGUUUGCCUGAGCUGCAGCAUCAAUGUGAGGAUUACUCUGGACGCAGCGAAGAAGACCCAAAAGACUCAGACGGCAUGUUUCCAGCUCAGGAGCCUCAUCUCAAAGACCAAGAAGACCAGAACCUAGCAGAGAGCAACUUCUUGGAGCUUCUCCAGUCAAUGUGGCAACAUGAGGACAGUGAAGGAGAGGAUGAAUUUAAGGAAAAUUCAAGAGGCGUGCAAGAGGAAGCUGUCGGAGAGUUUAAGGAUGAGAGGGUGGACGAGGAGGAACUCGAUGAGAUCUACGAGUUUGCCGCAACCCAGAAGAAGAUGGAAACUGCGACAGAGACAGAAGACGACGAGGCAGAUGCGAACAAACCCAUCGGUAAUGAAAAGAAUAAGACAUUAUCUGAGAGGUCCGUCACCAGUUUACAUAGUAACGAGCAAGGCGUGGAUGGGACAGAGGCUGCCAUGGUAACAAGUCCUGCGGAGAUUCAUCAAAUCCCGAAUCCAGACACUGGAAGACCUGAAGUUUCUUUGCUUUCAGAAUCAAAUGCUCAUGGAAACACAAAUCUAGACAAGAGUUAUGACCGUUUGUUUUCCCAAUCUGUGGGGGAAUACACAGAACCAACAAAGACCCCAACAUCCCUCCAGCAACAACAUUACAAGUCAUCACUACAGCCAAACACACCUUUAUUUCGCCCCUCGUGUGUUAGUGAGGUCAUUGACUUGUCUAUAAGCCCUCCACCAAGCUCAGAUGUGUCAGGUGUAUCUUCUUUCCCUGUACCUGGUGUGUCUCCUGUUCCAGAUGAUGGUGAAGAUGCAGGCCAACCAGGAAACCAAAAUACAGAAAACCCCCCAGAAUCACACAGCAAACAAGUUGAACUCAUUGUACUGUCUGAUUCUGAUGAAGAAAUGGUGGUCGACCACAUUGCUGCUAUCAUUAAACCCGAGGAGGAUGGUGUGACCCCUCAGUCCCCCACUAAAUCUCUUUCAGAGUCCAAAAGAAAGGGUACACAAAACAGUUUCACAUCUGCAUCCCAAGGCCAUACUGGCAAGGUGAUUGACACAGAAGCUGACCAAUCAGAGCACACAGGCGUUUCCAACGAAAGUGCAUUCGAUGGCUCUGCCGAAGUUUCCUGGCUCAUUCCGGCCACCCCAGUACAAGUACGCAGCAGCUCCGCUCAAACCUGCGUCAGUAUGCGCCGAACCCAGCUCUUCCCCAAAUCUUGCUCUUCAUCGUCAUCUUCAUCAUCUUCUUCCGCCAUUGACCGCUCAAAACCCUCUGCUCACUUGUCUUCCUCAAGCAUCCCAGAGCCCAAGCAAGAUCAGAGUCCUGCUUUAGGUUACCAAACACCCCUUCACAAUCUCAGACUGUCUCAAAUCACAUCCAAACUUCCAUCCGAUGGCUCCCACACUGGUAUUAUCAUUGGAUCAUGUGUCCCACAACCCUCAAGUAGCACCCCACUUCAUUUAGACUCUUCUCUACAAAGGAACAUCCCAUUCGGUUCCCCUUUGGACUGUAAAGUUAACAGUAACUUCUCUCUGAGCCAGGUGAAAGAAGGCCUGCUGUCUCUCCAACUCAGUCAUUCGGAAAGUUCUCCAUCUCCUUCUAAAACACCGGAGAAGAAACAAAAUAUUGGCGCGUCCUCAGACUCUCCGAGUUAUGAUCCGGGCAAGUCAAGAGAGAACCGGGAUGAAGAGUUAAAAACAAUGGAAGUAAUAAGUUCUCCUGAAACACCAGAGAAGAAACAAAAUAUUGGUGGGUCCCUAGACUCUCCGAGUUAUGAUCCCGACAGGUCAAGGCCGAACCGGGAUGAAGAGUUAAAAACAAUGGAAGUAAUCGAUAAGGACCAAAACCAAGAUGUUGUAGGAGUGUUAGGUGUUGCCCAAGCUAGUUUUUGCGAUUUGGAUGAGCCUCCCAUAGCGUUCGAUGACUCGUGGGGUUUAGAUGGAGUGCUGGAAAGCCAAAAGCCUUGCUUUAGUCUAAAACUCGACAGCAGUGAUGGUACAGCGAGUCCACCGAGUACAAAGCACACGGCAAGCCUACCCAUCACACCUCCUCUGGCUACUGGAGCUCAUACCGAAACCCCAGAGCCGUCACCGGCAGGUCAAUUUAAUCAAAGCUUACCUGACCCUGACAUGUGGGAUGACUGGGAGGAGAAUGAGGAACCACCACUUCCUCUUUCACAGAGAUUAGCGCCUCCCUCUGCAAAGAGAGUCGCUGAACUCAAAACACCAGUGGCUUGUCGAAAUAAAAAUAAAGGACCUUUGGUACCCAUCACUCCUAUGCCAGGCUUCUCCGAUAUGGACACACCUGAGCUGAAAAACAAACUCAACAGGUUUGGUGUGCGUCCGCUGCCUAAAAAGCAGAUGGUUCUGAAGCUGAAGGAGAUCCAUCAGUACACCCACCAGCUGCAGAGCUCAGAAUCCGAGGAGGAGACGUCUCCUCUCCGACACUUCCCGUGUACCUCCAAAUCCGUUCAACUCUUUAAGCAGCCUACAGCACCCCCUGCCGCCUCUCCAGUUAAACUGCAACCAAAUGAUGUAGAUGAUCAUUUAUCAUCCUCGCAGAACUCCACCACUUCUUCAAAUGCAGACUCGGACAGGUCAAAUCCAGAGCUGUGCGCGUCUGAAGACGAUGACUCUGAUUCUGAAGGCAUCACAGCGUCUCAGGCUGUCGUGCGUGAGAAGGACAAAAUCCUCGCCGUUCGACAGUUUAUCAUGUCUGAUCCAAAACUGUACAAACGGGUGCUGCAGUACCAGCCUCUACCUCUGGGAGAGCUGCAGGCCAGUUUGAAAGCAGCGGGCAUCAGGUUGGGUGCCGGCAAGCUACUAGACUUCUUGGACUCGCAGUGUAUUACGUUCAGCACGGCCAAACAGGGUCAAAGCACCACUUCACGAAGGAAACAGAGACGUAAAGCAGCGACCAAUGGUCAUGCUGGUACAGCUGGAAGGGGAAGGAAGAAAACAGCCAAGCCACAUGGAGUAGCAUGAGGGAAAUGAAGUACAGGUAAAACAUGAGCUGAAAGCAGGUUGUAUGUAUGCGAUUGAAUAAAUUCUGCUGUAAACAUACAGUAUGAUUGAAUGCAUCACGUUCAUUUAGGGAUGGCAACCUUUUGAAAGGAUUCAGACGCAUUUGUGUUAUUUUUUAAUUUGUGUUUGUAUAAUUUAUAUGAUGUUUGACAUGAAAAUAUAUUUGAUUUAUUGAAA